AAUUUUUUACAAAAAGUAAAAUACAAGUAUCAAAAAGUCAAAUGGAGACAUUGCAAAUAUGAGAAGUUUUUCUGCAAAUGCAUUUUCUUCACUCUACACUUUUCUGUUUCUGAGACUAUCGCGGCGGAAAACCUGCUUGUCAAGCGUAUAGCAGGGGAUGUCUAAUAAAAAUGACAAGAUGAAUGAUAGAGCGAGUAUACUUAGAGGGUGAAUGUGAUAUGACGCGACGCAAUGCCCGAUUACGUAUGGGCGACGCGAUACGCACGUGAUUCCGACGUCGGCGUCCUGGCGUGAAUGCACUGAUCGAGCGACCAACUUUCGCGGCGAAAUCCGUGUGACCGAUACACUGGAUUACGUAUUGUGCUUGAUGCGAGGGAGAAAUCGUUGACUCCGUGUGGAUCAUAUUAACGCGAUGAUUCGCGUAGCAGAUGAGCCGGCUAAUUGUUUUAUAGCGCAAGAGAAACGAUUGUCCUCCCGAUAUUCGGUCCGCACUUGGCGCGAUACUGUGCAAUCAGUGUAUCACUGUACGCCGAAAAUCAUGCCGCGAAUGACAUUGUCACGCAUGUGGCCACAGUUAAUCGUCAUUUGAUUUGGUGUUUGACAAUUAAUAAUGCUGUUUUACGAUGGUGUUAGUAUGAUAAUGCGGCCGACAUUCCUCAAUACUUAAAAAUUUUCUAUGCAGAACUAUUGCAAACGAGCACAAGUAACUUCGGAAUAUUCCUUAUUAUCGAUAAUGCUUAUCCAGUAAUAUUUAUUUCCAUUAUUGCAUAAAUAGCUGAGAUUGAAAAUCUCACAAUCUCAAUAUUUUGAUUUAUGUAAGAUAUAUAUAUAUAGGAUUUAUAUAAGUGUAUGUGAGUAUUCUACAGGCACAUAAUUCUUGGAUUAUUCAAGAUAGUUGCGUCAGGAGUUAGACAUCUAUAAUAUGCAAUUCAGUUAAGUCACGCAUCUUCGAUAUCAUCCGCGAUGUUAAUCGAGCUCUAAUAGUGGGCGCGAUUUCACGGCUCGCGGAGAAAAUCGGCUUCGCGCCGCAUUUAUACACACUCCACCGCGAAUGCUUCGCUCGCUCGACGAGCGCGCAAAUCGCGCGAUCCCCGUGCGUUUUCCAAUCAACGAUCGCGCUCACCCGCCGCGCUGACGAUCUAAUUAAAGCUCGCACGCGAAAUUCCGCGCGUUCCACGUGUAAUCGGUUUAAGCGUUUGCGCGCGGCAUCGUGCCGCUUAAUUCUAAGCGGUCUCUUCCUCGGAUGAGCACGGACGCGUACCUUGAAUAUAUAGAUAUAAAUCUCCGUCUGCGUCCUUAUUUACGCGCGUCGUGAAUAUGCAUUUGUCUCAAGACGAGGUAAUAAACUCGGAGCCAUGCAGGCGGCUGGUUAAACAACUAAUUAAAACGCCGUCGCGAAAUUGAUCGUCCGCGGAUUAUUAUUUCAGUGGCCAACGAGCGGGAAUGAUUAAUACACUUAACGUGCAACGCGCGGCUACGUUCAACAAAUGGCGAGCGUGUUUUCUUAUAGAGGUUGUCUCAUCGUCGCUGGAAAAUAUUCCCUGACGAAUUUGAAAAUAAUCUUGUUGUGGCAAAAUUUGAUUGAAAGAUCCACCUACGCGAAUAUUUUCUAACGAAAACGUAUUUAGCUAAGAUUAAAUCUAAGAAAUAUAAAAUAUAACUAAAUUGUUAUUUUAAAUUUAGUUCCAGAAUAAAUAACGUUUAUCAAUCUGUUGUAAAGUUCUAUCGAUAUUUUGUGAUUGUGAUAACAUUUGUUAAGUUUAUGUUACAAUGUAGAUAAACGCUAUCGUUGUUAAACAGUUAAGUAAACCCGUGUAAAAUUGAUAAUACCGAUAUCGACUUUUUUUAUAGUCGCAUAUUGAAAAGAUAACGUGCGUUAUCGCUAAUGCGAUAACUGUCACUUAGGUCAGCGGUGCUGUAUCGCAUGUAGAUGAAAUAAGUCAAAAGUGUAACCAUGGGAAAUUCGGAUUCCAACGCUAUUUCGGAAGAGGCUCUCGACGAAUACGUCGAGCUGACGUAUUUGAACAAGAGUGAAAUUCGUCAGAUUUAUAGAUUGCUCAACAAUUUGGAACCAAGCAUUCUUCAAAAAGAUCUUCAUUAUCGUUUUUCUCUACAGCAAAUUGACACAAUUCUUCCGCAAAUUCGUUGCAAUCCAUUUCGCGACUCUAUAUACCGGGUGUUUUCGUCAAAGCGAGACGGACAUUUGAGCUUCGAGGACAUCCUCGAUCUCUGCUCGGCGUUCUCCGUGAAUUGUCCUCAGGGCGUUCGCGCUGCAUGGGCUUUUGAAAUUUUCGAUUUGGACGGCAAUAAUCAAGUCUGUCUCGAUGAUCUGAUCGAGACAGUACAGAGAUUGACAGGCUCUGACGAGAACGGACAGUUUCGAAUCGAUCGGAAACACGCGGAGGACAUAGCGCGAACGAUACUACGUGAAAUGGACAUUGAUGGAACGGGUAGCAUUGUUCUACAAGAAUUCGUACAUAUCCUCUCUAGAAUGCCAGAAUUUGCACAUACAUUCCAAUUCAAAAUUUAAUAAAGUUAAUAAAAUAUUCGAUUCUGAUUUUUCUAGGCAAUAUUUCAAUAUCUUUC
This is a messenger RNA of Linepithema humile (Argentine ant), 2586 nucleotides long. Its product is annotated as calcium and integrin-binding protein 1-like. The record is from RefSeq and is a predicted model, not a curated record. Gene Ontology annotation, molecular function: magnesium ion binding; calcium ion binding. Lineage: Eukaryota; Metazoa; Arthropoda; Insecta; Hymenoptera; Formicidae.